UUGGAAAAGCUUCAAUCUUUUCACCAAUCUUCCCCACCUCCUUUGCUGUUUCAGGCCUUUGGCUUUGGGAUUCUCCAGAGAUUAAUUUCGCCAGGUAAAGCUCAAGAUUUGAAGUUCUUUAUUGACAAGGAAAGCCAACCAAUCCAGCCAUCUACUGAGGUAAAUGAAAAGGAAGGGUUUUUGGUUUUGCUUCUUGGGUUUGGACACAUUGAUUACAGUUCACCCAUUUCCCCAAUUGGAAAAGAAGCCCACAGAUUACUGGUUUGCUUACCAGAAGACACAGCAAGAGGGAUUGUGGUACUAAUUGCUGGGAUGGGACUACAGCAAGUCAUCUUAAGAUUGUACCUUCCCUUUCAAAAUCUCAGAAAUGAGCCUAACAUAGUUCUUCACAUGGGUAUUUUGCUAUUUCUUUUUAAUUGUUCAUACAUUCUGAAGCAUGUUUAGUGUU
This is a messenger RNA of Linum tenue, 448 nucleotides long. The record is from the annotation of a GenBank genome assembly. Lineage: Eukaryota; Viridiplantae; Streptophyta; Magnoliopsida; Malpighiales; Linaceae.